Geodia barretti is the source of this 2089-nucleotide messenger RNA. NCBI's taxonomy places the organism in Eukaryota, Metazoa, Porifera, Demospongiae, Tetractinellida, Geodiidae. The record is from the annotation of a GenBank genome assembly.
CGCACUGCGGCAUGUGCGCGCUCUAUAUUUUCUGGACGAUCGAUCAUCGAUCUGGGCGUGUACCUAGUAGCAUUCCUGCUUCCUGCAUUAUCUUACAAGGAACCUGCGAGCGUAUUUCAACCCCGUGGAGUAGCUACCUUCGAUAGGAGGAACUCAGUGAACGUUGUAUGGUGGUCCAGAUUGAGAUGACAGCAGAGGACGUCUCCAACGAGGUCCGACGCUACUCCAUCCUCGUGGGGUUUCUUCUCGUCGCCGUCUUUGUCGUGCCCUGCGUGGCCUUUGCCCUCCUCUCCAAGUACUGCCAGAAACAGCGAAGGAAGCGUAGGCAACCAACUGUGAGGUCACUGCUUGAGCUCCAGCACAAGUCCUCUGUGUUCAUUCGUGGCAUCCCGAUCCCCGAGGAGGAGCCGAUGACACUCAUGGGCACAAAGGACAGCUCCUCUGAGUCCACUACUACUAACAGUGUCAACAGCUACGGGCCAGUCGGGCAGGUGGAGUGCCCACUGGAGAAAUUCAAGGACAUGGAGAAGACAAUUGCUCUGGGCUCCUCUCUCUCUUGUCUGGACAUGUGGAAAGUCAGGAUUCCGUCCGUGGUAUCCAGAAAGGAAAUGAUAGGCAAACUGGUUCUGAUAAAAAAGAUCAGUGCCCUGGAUGCCAAGGCCCACAUUCCGUGUCUGAAGGCUGACAUAGCCACUCUCUCUCGGAUCCCUCCUCACCCUCACCUCCUUAACCUCAUUGGGGUCUGCAACAGUGGAGGUGUUCCUCAGGCAGUAAUGCUGGAGUACCCGCUGCACGGAAGGCUCCACUCGUUCCUGGUCCUCAAGAGAAAAUGUCUGCUGUCCGGAAACAGCAAGCAGUGGCACGGCUGGUUGCAGAGAGACAGCGAGAAGGGAGUGGCAGAGGUGGUUCGGAGUGACAUGGCCAAUCUGUGUUCCCUGUUAGCCGACGCUGAAGUCCGCUGCAAUCCGUACUCCCGGCCGCUCAAUUUGACCUUCACCGACACUGACCUCCUCCUGUUUGCGCUCCAGAUAGCCUCCGCCAUGGACCACCUCAUCCAGAGGAAUAUACUACACAAGGGCUUGUCCAGUGAGAAUCUGAUGAUUGGUUCCGAGUUCUACCUGAAGCUGACUGGCAUCUACACCGACAAUGGAAACAGACACAGAGAGCCCUCCAUGAGGCAGCUCAAGAGAACUGCUAGUGUAAGCAUUAUACCAGCCCUCGGAUUUUGAGUGUGUUUUUACGUCUUUCUAUAUACGGGGUGUCUGUGAAUUGCUGUAGGGUCGUAAUCUCUUCAAGUGGGAUGCCCCCGAAGUGAUGGAAAUGGGCCAGCACACGGAGAAGACUGAAGUAUGGAGGUUUGGAAUGACAGUGUGGGAGGUGAGCAGUCUCGGGGACAUCCCAUUUGCCGACACCCCCAACCGGACCCUCUCGGAGAUGGUCAAGAGCGGCCAGCGUCCGCAGGCACCGGAAAACUGCUCUGGCAGACUGUACGAGCUGAUGAUGGAGUGCUGGGACCUGAACCCCAAUCUCAGGCCAACCUUCAGCUCCAUCCUGGAGCGCAUCCAGAACAUGAUCCUGUGCAAACAGGAGGGUAUUCAAUCAAUGGGGGAUGAUCAGGACAACCGUCGGCACAGCAACACAUCUCCCGACCUGAUUGAAAAUGGCGGGAGUUCGCCUGGCCUCAGCGAACAGUUGUCCCCCUCGCUCCCCUUGUCUCCCUUCUCUGUCAGUUCUCUGAACCUGCGUCGUUCCAGGCCCAGCGUGGACCUCGAGGGAAUUCCUGAAGUUAACUUUGAAACAGACGCUUGAAUUGUUAUUGCAUAGGAGCACCUCCUCUCUAUAUACUAGCACUGCUGCAGCUAUCACAUCAUUGAAUACUUCUCACCACCAAAUUUUUUGUCUGUAUUUAUGAUUCAUCACUUUUCACUGUCGUUUGUAUUAAUUUCUGUGGUUGUAGAUAUAAGAGUCAUACUGAAAUGGAAUGGGAGAUACUCGCACAAAAUGCACAUAAAACGCCCUGGAAAGUGAUAAAAUUAAUAAGUAAUGUUCAUGAACCGGAAGUAGUCCCUUAUAUAAGGAGCUGAAGUUC